Messenger RNA from Acanthamoeba castellanii str. Neff, 549 nucleotides. RefSeq lists its product as uncharacterized. The record is from RefSeq and is a predicted model, not a curated record. The annotation marks the transcript as partial. The transcript has 3 exons. Lineage: Eukaryota; Discosea; Longamoebia; Acanthamoebidae.
CAAGCGUGGUCCAACUGGCGGUGGCCGGGAGACCUGCACCAGCGCCCACCGUCCUGGCGCACCUACUUUCGAGAGCGGUCCCAGCUGGUGCGCGCAUCACAAUCUGAUGGGAGUGGAGAGUGCACAGUUAUGCCGUACCGGGUCUUCUACGGGUUUGGCACCUCGCCGGGGCGUUAUGAGCCGAACGUGGUCCUGACGCUUACGGAGUACACCACCAUCGAAGCGCUGGAUGAGGCCCUCCUCGCGAGCCAACGGGCCCUGACCCGGUUGCUGUCCCACUUCUCCCUCAUCUGGCGCACCCCUUCCUUCGAAGCGCUCCCCAGGACCGCACUCGUCCGUCAGAUCGCGCGACUCGGGAGCUGUGAGAGCAGAGAGAUAAGGGCGCAGCUACUAGACCUGGCCAUCGACCACAGCAUCCUCGAUCAGUACCCGAUGGACGUCCUCCAGUGCUACUGCGUGAGCCAGGGGAUCGCCCCCGAACUCGGCUGGGGCGCGACCAAGGCCGAAGUCAUCCUCGCCAUUCUUCACCACAACCACAAUCACAAUUAG